Messenger RNA from Botrytis sinoallii, 546 nucleotides. RefSeq lists its product as uncharacterized. The record is from RefSeq and is a predicted model, not a curated record. The transcript is spliced from 2 exons. Lineage: Eukaryota; Fungi; Ascomycota; Leotiomycetes; Helotiales; Sclerotiniaceae. The coding region runs from base 1 to 546 and encodes 181 amino acids.
AUGUACCGCUCAACCACCAGCCUGAAAGCUCAGAAUCUUGCAAUUAAGGGCGCCGAAGUAGUUUCAGCGGAUCUCAAUGAUCCUCUAUCUUUGAAAGCAGCACUCGAAGAUGCGCAUACCGUCUUUGCCAUGACAAGCACUACACUCACAGGCGAUACCCGUGAGAUCGAAACUGCGCAAGCCAAAGCUCUCUGCGCCGCAGCAAUCGCCGCUGGAGCACAGUAUAUUAUCUGGCAGACACUCCCACCUGUGACAGCUAUUUCGAGUAGAAAGUUAUGUGUUAAUCAUUUCGACACCAAAGCCGACAUUGAACAGUACAUCCGCAGUUUGCCGAUCAAGUCUGCUUUCUAUUGCCCGGCGUACUUUAUGCAAAAUUUCACUAACCAGCUCAUGCCACCGAGACCAUCACCCGAGAAUGACGGGACAUAUGUCUUUGCGACACUAUGCAAGCCUGAUACGCGGAUGCCACUUAUUGACGCGACGGAGAUGGGAAACUGGAUUGCCCUAUUCUUGAAUCCCCGGAUCAAUACGAGGGGAAGGUUUUAG